Molecule: messenger RNA, 3863 nt
Organism: Bemisia tabaci
Lineage: Eukaryota; Metazoa; Arthropoda; Insecta; Hemiptera; Aleyrodidae
Source: RefSeq, a predicted model, not a curated record
GGCGUGAAAUGCGUGAAAUUCAAAAAGCAACGUGCAAAGUACAUACUGCUAUUCAUUGAUAUUUUAUUUUAUGAAGCAUUCUGUAACUGGAUUUCGUUCAUAAUGAGCAAAAAGAAGAGCACCUUGGAAACUAUAACUGUCGAGUCCAUCCUAGCUGACAGGGCCAGGCGUCAAAAAUGCUUGGAAGAAAUACAAAAACUAUCACAGGAGCUCGAGCAGAGCGAGGGUAGUGAUAGUAGUGACAGCGUCCUGCGAGAUUUUUGCGAUGGGACACUUCAUGUCAGAUCAAGUGGCUCUGAUUCCAAUGAUGUUAAUUUGGAAUUCAAGAACUACGGGCACACCGUUUUUUAUUCUGGAGGCUCUGGAAUUAUUUGCGAAGAUGAAACUUUCAAUCAUAUGAACGAAGAUGACCAAUAUUUGUUUACCCAUAUGUUAUCUUUUCGAUUUUGGAACAAACUUUCAAAAUAUUUCUGCAACCGUCCCUAUAAUAUUGGAAAAAUUUGUUUCCACCUCAUGACCACAUCUCCGGAGCAUGCUGAUUUAUGUAAACAGUUUCUUUUAUCGGAUGCAAAUACUUGGAUACCAUCAUUUGUUGAUGUGAUCAAUGCAUUUUAUCGCUUGGGUGCGUCACCUCAUUGUUUAAAUAUUGGAGAGGAAGUGCUGGCAGAUUUUGAAAUGAUAGAAGAUUCAGAGAGUGCAGAGAACACUAAAAUGAGUGAUGAUAAAGUCCAGCUGAUUCGCACAGUGUUGGAAUAUUUAAAUUUCUGUCUUGGCAAAGAAGCACUUACCUCUGAAAACGCUUUCGAUCUUGUGAUUGUGCUUUCAAAAAUUGGCACUGAUAAAAAUUGUUUGAAAAUUUUGCAUUUAAUCAAUAGUCUCAUUGACUUACUUUUGAACAGUCAAGUCAGCUUUAACGAUUUUGAUGCAAGGAAUCUUGCUGAGAAACUUCUAAACUUUCAAACCAAUACUGUGAACAAAGUUUUUAUCUGUGUUAAUGUCCUACCGAGGAGCCCUAGAGGACAGUUACUAGCUGUGUACUUUGCAUUUUUCAUCAUGAAUGAUAUACUUGGAAUUAAAAUUAUAAAAUCAGAUGUAAAAAAUUUGGGCCCUGUCUUAGAUAUGCUUCAUGAGCAUGAAGAAAAAAUAAAGCAGCUGAGUCCUCCCAAUAUAUACUUCUUCACUUUAUCGCUGACAAACAUUGUUUACAAUUUGAAAGUUAGCAAUUUUAACAUAGAUGAGUUCACAGAAUUGUUGACAUUUAUGCUUCAUAUCAAGAAGCUUCCACAAAUUCAAGUUCGAGAUUCGAACUUGAAAUUCAUCAGCAAUUUUGUAGAUUGGUGUUGCAAUCUUUGGAGUUUUUCACUCGAUGAAUUGAAGGAAGCAAAAAUGUUCGAGUCACCUAAGAAAUCACCCAGAAAGUCACCUAAAAAGAAGGUGACACUUUUGUUUGACAAUUCUGUUUUGGACAAGCAGAGUAGUGCUGCUUCAAAAUACUGAAAAGUAAGUGAGGUUUUUUCUUCCCUCUCUAAAAUAAUAAUUUUUCGAGAUUGCGAAGAGAAGUUGAAUAGUCAUAUCAUAAACAAGUUUUGCAUUUUUUUAAAAACACCAAUAAAUUUUCGUCAAGUUAUAAGAUUUCUUGAAGUUGUCCACCAGUGAUGUUCUUGCAGACAGAGAAAGAAAGAGUGGACCGACAGCAAAACUCUUGAGACAUUGAGAAAAACUCUUUUUUUUUGCAAUGGACCCUCAAACAAUGUGCGAAUUUAAGCAUUAUGACGUGUGUUUUCUUUCAUCAAAUUUUUGCAUAAAAUAAGAGUGGUGCAACAAAAAUUAUCGGAGGUAAUUUUUAAGUUAGAUAUUAAUGUUUUUCGAUGCAUCAAUAUGCACUUCCCCCUCAUGAAAAAAACCAUUACGUAAUUGAGUUUAAUCGUAACCGUCUCUACAGUAUGAAAAAAUGGCAACCCCCAAUCUUGGCGUUUUGGCUCAGCUAAUGCUUUUUAUCAACACUUUGAACAACCCAGGGCGGAAGGGAACACCACUGCAUUGAUAAGCCUGCCAAAACUAUUGUGCCAUGGGAUUUGAAUCUGUAGAUGUAUAUUUUUCUUGUUUGUAGGAAAUCAAAAUUUUUUGUACAAAGUGCCAAAGAAGAAGGUUAAUGUCCUGUCUCAGUUAUGAGUUAAUUUCGGUCAUUUGUCGCAUUAAGUCAUGUUCUACAGGAAAUUUUGAAGAGGAAACACAAAUCCCCUUUUUUGCACAUUUUACUGCAUACCAAUAUUUGUACCAUUUCUAGUGGUCCAUUCAAAUAUUUUCACCUAGAAGGUUUUGCCCUGUUUUAUAGAAAAUGGAUACACAUUCAAUCCUUGUAGUCGCUAGUGAUACUUUUUCAAUGAUGUAAAAUUUUCUUCAAUGUUGAAACCUAAAAAAAUGUCUACAUAUCAAUUACAAUUCAAACAUAUUGCUCCUUUUAACCCCCUUUAUCAAAGUUAAAUCCAACUUCACUGCUUUGAAUUUUUGCUGAAUAUUCUACCUACCAAGAUGGAAGAUUCAAUUAAGUAUCUUAAAAGAAUCUUGUUUUUGCGAUAUUUAAGAUUGCUUGUAAUUAAUUCUCUAGUCAAAGAAUGUAGUAACACAGAAAAUCUGCUAAAUCGCAAAUUGAGCUCAAUAUUAUUAUAUAUUUAUUUUACUUGAUCAAGGGUUAAAUGGUUAUUGAAUUUUUAAUUUUCAGAACCGCGAUUGGGCGGUGCUAUUUUCCAGUAAACUGAAAGAGGAAGAAAUCCUCUGUAGGAUUCUUCAACAGUAAUUAAAUGACUGAUGAUUGGAAACAACAAUAAAUCUACAAACCAGUUCUAGCUAAAGUAGAGAUUUUUUUCCAAAGUGUCCUUAAAGUGGACUUGAAUUUUAAUUUGAUUAGAUUGCCUUGUCCCAAGACUGAAUUUUUUCUUAAAUAUUUCAAUUAAGUAGUCUGUAAUUUAAAUUUUUUUGUACCCUAGUAUUUCCAUUGCCGUGCAAAGGGAUUUUAGUGAAACAGGGUCCUGGCCAAUUUUUUCUAAAAACUGAAGUGCUGAGGUGUCUCCUGCCGUAAAACCAGCAUUUUAGCAGUGCUUAAAAAACAUGUAGUGUUAGUAUUGUGUAGAAAAAUUCUUUCAGAUAGUAGAAAUCAGAUCUGGAAUUAGCCAGGAUUUCCUCAUGGGGGAAUUCCAAGGGCAAAAAUUCCUGCUAUUCCCCAAAAAGAUCUUUUUCUUUUAGUUAAAGGGAGCAAGAAGCAGAAGAAAUUUCUUGUUUAUUUGGCUUUUAGCAGAGGUGGAACCUGACGAGUUGCCUUCAGUGUUCACCUAAUUUUACUUCGUUUAUGUUCCUUUUUCUCUCUCCAAUUUAGUUUCAAAGGAUUUGCUCACUACUAAUAAUAAUUUAUGGUUCUGCUACCUCUGAAGCAGAGUGCAAUCAAUGUUAUUUGCUACCAUCAGUUCUUUGAGAAGAAAUAAUGUGUUUAUUUUUGAAAGGACCGCUAAAAUAAGAUUUUUCAACUAAUUUCUAAGCCCCUAAUGAAACAUCUCUACCUCGUAUGUUUCAAAUUUUUUAUGAAAACAUGAGUUAGCAAUUUCUUACAACGUAAUGUGUACGGAUACCUACCAUUUUAUUUUGUUUUGAUAAAUUAUUUAUUUCACUGCAUUUCUUAGUCUUUUGUCUUCUAUCAGAAUUUUUUUUGUUAAGGUCUGUUGUAUUGCUAUGAAAAAAGAUGCAAUUGUCCUUAAAAUGAAUGGAAACUGUAGAGAAGCUCAUUGUCAGUUACACAUUUUGAGAGAAGCACAGAGAUCAUUGAAUUCAAUACAAUAAAUUGGUUCCAGUUUUUGCAAUAUUGAAAAGUU